AUGGCGUGUAUGCAGAGACGGAUGCAUAAUGAAUGGUUGGCUUUGCAGAAUGAUCCACCUCCAGGAAUGACUCUGAAAGAAAGAAGAGAUCAGAAUACAAUCACAGAGUGGGUUAUAGAAUUGAAGGGCCCUCCUCGAACUCUGUACGAGGGCCAGAGGUUCCAGCUUCUCUUUACAUUUAGCAGCCGAUACCCGUAUGAACCUCCUCAGGUCAUGUUUACCGGCGAGAACAUCCCAGUCAAUCCGUUGGUCUACAACAACGGACACAUCCGUCUGUCCAAUUUAGCAGAGCACUGGUCUCCAGUUCUGACUGUCCGAUCCUGGUGCUUUAGCAUUAUCAGCAUACUAUGCAUCGGGAACGUGAAGUAUGGUCCACCCAAUAACUCCAACGACGUACAAACAUGUAAUAACUCCCCAAAGAAGAGAAAGUGGUGGUGGUGGUGGUGGUGGUGGUGGUAG
Molecule: messenger RNA, 459 nt
Organism: Tachysurus vachellii
Lineage: Eukaryota; Metazoa; Chordata; Actinopteri; Siluriformes; Bagridae
Product: ubiquitin-conjugating enzyme E2 W-like
Exons: 5
Coding region: 1-459 (152 amino acids)
Source: RefSeq, a predicted model, not a curated record